Molecule: messenger RNA, 1812 nt
Organism: Aspergillus puulaauensis
Lineage: Eukaryota; Fungi; Ascomycota; Eurotiomycetes; Eurotiales; Aspergillaceae
Gene: RFA1
Product: replication factor A subunit protein RFA1
Exons: 6
Coding region: 1-1812 (603 amino acids)
Biological process (GO): nucleotide-excision repair; telomere maintenance via telomerase; double-strand break repair via homologous recombination
Cellular component (GO): DNA replication factor A complex; nucleus
Molecular function (GO): damaged DNA binding; single-stranded telomeric DNA binding
Source: RefSeq, a predicted model, not a curated record
AUGGCUUCGCAAGCGUCUCAUAUAUCUGUAGGAGCGCUUAGUGCGAUCUUUGAUGGCACAAAGCCUCAGUUUAAUGAGCCUAUCGUCCAAUGUGUCCAAGUCAAGCCGUUGCCACCCCAGACAAACAACCAAGAGCGUUAUAGGGUUGUGUUUAGCGAUGUAUCAAACUAUGUUCAGACGAUGCUUGCAAUCCAGGCAAAUCAUUUUGUGACAGAUGGGUUACUUCGCAAAGGAUGCUUUGUGAAGCUGAAGCAGUUCCAGGCCAACUCGGUCAAAGGGAAAAAAAUUCUUAUCAUUCUUGACCUCGAAGUUCUCAAGGACUUAGGGGAAGCGGAGAAAAUCGGCGAGCCAAAACCAUUGGAGAACAAACUGGAGGAGGAUGAGAAGCCACAGUCUACAACAAUAUCGAGCAACGGGUUUUACGGUGCCAAACCCCAAAAUGCACCUUCACAAGUCAACUCACGACCGCAGCAAAUGCGUCCCGUGCAGGGUCCUGCAACCGCAACUAUUUACCCCAUAGAGGCCCUCUCCCCCUAUGCCAAUAAAUGGACGAUUAAAGCGCGCUGCACUAGCAAAUCUCCUGUCAAGCAUUGGCAUGGAAGAAGCGGCGAUGGCACGCUUUUCAGUGUCAAUUUGCUAGAUGAUAGUGGCGAAAUACGCGCCACCGGGUUCAAUGACCAAUGCACUGCUCUGUAUGAUCUGUUUCAAGAAGGGGGCGUUUAUUACAUAUCUAGCCCAUGCCGUGUUCAGAUCGCUAAAAAGCAGUUUACAAACCUUAACAAUGACUAUGAGCUUACCUUUGAGCGAGAAACCCUGGUUGAGAAGGCGGAAGACCAGAAUGAUGUUCCUCAAGUGCGCUUUAACUUCACCACUAUUGGGGAUCUACAGUCUGUUGAGAAAGAUACCACAAUCGAUGUGAUAGGAGUGUUGAAAGAUGUCGGGGAUACCACCCAAAUCGUGUCAAAAACAACAAAGAAACCCUAUGAUAAACGUGAACUUACUUUGGUUGACAACACAGGGUUCUCAGUCCGUUUGACUAUAUGGGGCACUACGGCGAUGAACUUUGGCGCUACACUAGAAUCUGUGGUGGCGUUUAAGGGCGUUAAAGUUUCUGACUUUGGCGGGAAGAGCUUGAGUUUACUCAGUUCGGGCUCUGUGACCGUGGAUCCCGAUAUUGAAGAAGCUCAUAGACUAAAAGGCUGGUAUGACGCGCAGGGUAGGGACGAAAGUUUUGCCUCUCAUGCUCCAUCGACCGGGGCGAUGUCCGGAAUGAAACGCGAUCGAUUCAAGACGAUCGCACAAGUUCGAGAGGAGCAGCUUGGGAUGUCAGAGGAACCAGCGUAUUUUUCGCUCAGAGCCACUGUCGUCUACAUAAAGCAAGACAACCUGUGUUACCCAGCAUGCCUUUCAGAGGAUUGCAACAAGAAAGUUACAGAGCUUGAUCCUGGCCAGUGGCGAUGUGAGCGCUGUGAUAAGACACACCCGCGAGCGGAAUAUCGAUAUAUAAUGCUUAUUAACGUCAGCGACCAUACUGGACAGCUGUAUCUCAACUGUUUUGAUGAUGUUGGCCGAUUAAUGAUGGAUACAAGUGCAGAUCAACUAAUGGAAAUGCAACAGAACGACGACAAAUUAGUUGGUGACAUCAUCCAAAACGCCAAUUGCCGUACCUGGACUUUUGGAUGCAGGGCAAGAAUAGACCAUUAUGGGGACCAGCAACGUAUUCGAUAUCAAGUGUCGUUUGCAAGACCCGUCAACUACUCUGAAGAGGCCUCACGUCUCGCAGAUAUGAUAGACAGCUACAAUCUGUCCUAG